This is a messenger RNA of Xenopus tropicalis (tropical clawed frog), 3153 nucleotides long. RefSeq names its product acyl-CoA dehydrogenase family member 11 (gene acad11). Gene Ontology annotation, cellular component: mitochondrial membrane; peroxisome. The coding region runs from base 25 to 2367 and encodes 780 amino acids. The record is from RefSeq and is a predicted model, not a curated record. Gene Ontology annotation, molecular function: long-chain fatty acyl-CoA dehydrogenase activity; oxidoreductase activity, acting on the CH-CH group of donors; flavin adenine dinucleotide binding. NCBI's taxonomy places the organism in Eukaryota, Metazoa, Chordata, Amphibia, Anura, Pipidae. The transcript is spliced from 20 exons.
UGGCAGUACUGUGUGUGUGCGGACAUGGCGCAGCAGGAGGAAGACACCACAGCUGUGAGAGACUGGCACAAAUUUGACGAGAGUCGCUUGGAAGAUUUCCUGUGCAGGCAGCUCCCAGGAUUUAGCUCUAUUGGAUCAGCGGGUCUGACAGUCAGGCAGUACAGAUCUGGCCAGUCCAACCCAACAUUUCUCCUUCAGAAAGGAUUAAAUAAAUAUGUUCUCAGAAAGAAACCACAUGGACCACUACUUCCUGGGGCCCAUCGGGUUGAGCGUGAGUAUGAGGUUCAGAAGGCCUUGUUUGUGACAGGGUUUCCAGUUCCUAGGCCCUUACUAUUCUGUCCAGAUACGACAGUGAUAGGAACUGAAUUCUAUGUGAUGGAACAUGUUCAGGGUCGAAUCUUCAGGGAUGUCACAUUACCAGAUGUCGGUACUGCUGAGAGAUCUGCUUUGUAUAUUGCGCUUACUGAAACGUUAGCUCGGCUCCACUCUUUUGACAUUCACACACUAAAUCUUACUGGUUAUGGAAAAGGCAAAGGAUACUGUCAGAGACAGGUAAACACUUGGAAAAAGCAAUAUGAAAGGUCUGCCCACAUUGAUAUACCAGCCAUGAACAAUUUAGGGAACUGGCUAAGUAAUAAUUUGCCACAAAAUGAUAAUGAAGAGUCAUUGAUCCAUGGAGAUUUCAGGAUUGAUAAUGUAAUCUUCCAUCCAAAAGAGGCCCGUGUGAUAGCUGUUCUAGACUGGGAAUUGUCUACCAUUGGGCAUCCUAUGACAGAUCUUGCUUACUUUACUUCCUUUUAUUAUUGGCCUAAAGAAGUCCAGUUACUUGGACAUCCUAGUGACAAAACAUCUACUGAUGUAGAUGGAUUGCCUGCGUUUCAGGAUUUGAUGAGUAUUUACAGUCGCUGCCGAGGUGUCUCCUUACCAGUUCCUAAUUGGAAUUUUUUCUUAGCACUUACAUUUUUUAAAAUUGCAGGGAUAUUGCAGGGUGUCCAUGCAAGGUUUCUUAUUGGAAAUUCCAGUGGUGAGAACGCAAGUAUAUUUGCUGAAAUGGUUCAACCUCUGGCAGAGAAUGGGCUGAAGCUGGCAGAACAGCAAAACAGCAUGGUUAGAGAGCCUUCUCGCUAUUCUGGAGAGCUGUUCAUACAGAGUCCCAAAGGACAGAAAGUCUUGAAGAAGGUGAAGCAGUUUAUGGCGCAGCAUGUGUACCCAGCCCAGCAGGAGGUUUUGGAUUAUUAUACUACACAUGAAAACUCACCACUGCGAUGGAAAAAGCCUGAGGUCAUUGAAAAGUUAAAGGAAAUGGCAAAAGCAGAAGGGCUGUGGAAUUUGUUCCUACCGGCCAUCAGCAGCCUAAGUCAAACUGAUUAUGCAUUCAUUGCAGAGGAAACUGGAAAAUGUUUUUUUGCCCCAGAGGUUUUUAAUUGUCAGGCCCCAGACUCUGGCAACAUGGAGGUCCUUCACAUGUAUGGCACCGAGGAACAGAAAAAAAAAUGGCUCGAGCCUCUUCUUUCUGGGCAAAUCCAGUCCUGUUUCUGCAUGACUGAACCUGAUGUGGCUUCUAGUGAUGCCACCAACAUGGAAUGCAGCAUUCAGAGGGAUGGAGAUAGCUAUGUGAUCAAUGGGAAAAAGUGGUGGAGUAGUGGAGCGGGAAAUCAAAGCUGCCAAGUAGCAAUUGUGAUGGGAAAAACUAAAAACACCUUGGCUUCAAAAUACAAGCAGCAUAGCAUGAUUAUUGUACCUAUGGAGACAAAAGGUGUAGAAGUUGUGAGAGCCCUGAAAGUGUUUGGCUAUGAAGAUACUCAGCAUGGUGGGCAUUUUGAGGUACACUUCAAAAAUGUAAGAGUUCCAGUGUCUAAUUUAAUUUUGGGGGAAGGAAGAGGGUUUGAAAUUGCUCAGGGGCGUUUGGGCCCAGGUCGUAUUCACCACUGCAUGAGAACAAUAGGAGCUGCUGAGAGUGCACUGCAGUUAAUGUGUGAAAGAUCUGCCCAGCGGCAAACCUUUGGGAAAAAGCUUUAUCAGCACGAGGUGGUCUUACACUGGAUUGCUGAAAGCCGCAUUGCUAUUGAACAAGCACGAUUACUCACACUAAGUGCAGCCAGAGCCAUAGACACAGUUGGGAGUGCUCGUGCAAAGAAACAGAUUGCUAUGAUUAAAGUGGUUGCUCCAAGGAUGGCGUGCAAGGUUGCAGAUCGUGCAAUUCAAGUGUUUGGUGGGGCUGGGGUUUCCCAAGACUUCCCCCUGGCAUCCAUGUAUGCAGCUAUUCGUACUCUCCGUAUAGCAGAUGGUCCUGAUGAAGUGCACCUUUCAGCCAUUGCAAAACUGGAAUUAUUGGAACAAUCAAAGCGGCUUUCUGCUAAAAUCUGACAGCUGGAUUGUGUUCAAAAAAUGAAAUCGAAUGACAUAAAGAAAAGGUUCACUGGAUGCUUGACUGUGACUUGGCCACCUGCGUGCAUGUGAAGAUCUCAUAAAAUAAUGCCAAUAGGAUGAAGUAUCACAGAUCUUAUCUUAAGAAGCUGAUGUUUAAAGGGGCACUUGGGUUUUUUUAACUGGAUUUCCCUACCAUAUAUUGACUGACCUAGUUUCUUAUAGUUAUAGCCAUAAAACAGGGUUACCCAGACUUUUAUUGAACCUAUUGCAUCAGGAUGUACUUCUCCAUUAAACCUGGAAUUUCACUGCUUUUAUAGAAAACAUAUUGUUAUAGAAAAUAAAAAUACCUGAUUCUAAACCGAUUAAAGGGGUUGUUCACCUUAACUUUUAGUAACCUAAUAGUAGGAAGAUCCCAGAAAGAUGAUCUAACUGAACUGUGGACUGCAGACGUUGCAUAAAAUUAAUGCCACUUAUUAUAGGUACUUGUGUCCAAAGCUGAUUUUUGCACUUCUGCAUAGUUGCACUUGGUGCCAUUGUAUCUAUCCUACUUUUUGCUGCCAGUGCUGCACAAGUGCAACUCUACUACCAUUCCAAGGGUUGUAUUCAAAUUUGCAGUUUGCACACAGCACUUGCGGUUAUAAGUGACCUAUUUUGUUGUUUUAUAGUUUCCACGAAAAGGGAGCCAAUAAUUUCCUGUGCUGAUUUCUGUCUGGCCAAUCCAGCCGGACGUGGGCAGGCACCAUGUAUAAUGUUCUGUCUGACCAGAGCUGCCAGGUCUAAUUU